Molecule: messenger RNA, 1080 nt
Organism: Peniophora sp. CBMAI 1063
Lineage: Eukaryota; Fungi; Basidiomycota; Agaricomycetes; Russulales; Peniophoraceae
Source: the annotation of a GenBank genome assembly
AUGUUCUCCUCUACCCGCCUUCAAGUCUUCGUUUGCCUCGCGCUCGGCCUCGCCGUCCAGGCAGCUCCCGUCAGCGCUCCUGGUGCCGUUGCAGUCGCGCGUGACGAUGGUGACUUCAACGCCGACGGGGAGUUUGACGGCGGCCUCUCGAGCACGUUGAACGACAACCUCGGCGAUAACCUCAGCGACGAGAUCAACAACAACUUUAACGAUGGCUUCGGUGACGACUUCCCCUUCAACGACUUUGGCGAGGACUUCGGUAGCGACUCCUUCGAUAAGCGUCAGCCCCUCCUCGGCCUUGGAGGCUCGAGCUCGUCGUCCGGACUCCUCGAUGGCUCGGGAUUGGAUUUGGGCACCUCCUCGAGUGAUGGCCUUCUCGGCGGCCUCAACCUCGGCAACAUCGUCGGUGACACCGACCUCGGCGUUAAUGCUGGACUUGAUGCUUCCAAGCGUCAGAUCUUGGAGAACCUCUUCGGCGAGGGUUCCGAUCUGGCCAACAACUUCGGCCUUGGCGCCUUGGGUGGUCUGAGUGGCGGCCUGAGCGGUGGCACCUCAACUAGCACCUCUACCGACGGCACUGACAGCUCCACCGACACGUCCGUCGACGGCUCGACCGACGACUCUACCGAUUCAAGCGGCCUUGAUGGCCUUCUCGGCGGUUUCGGUGGCAGCGGCAGCGCAGGGCUCGGCUCGGGCUUUGGUCUCAAGCGUCAGGUUGACCUCGCCUCCAGCUUCGGCGCCGACGGUGGUCUUAACAUCAACAGUAUUCUUCAGCAGCUUGGCAUGAGCGGCAACGUCCUGACAGGCGGCAGCGUCUCGGCGUCGGGUACCGACGCUGCAGUCACCGCCACCGCCACCGCGACUGCCACCGAUUCCGUCGAGACGGGUACCAUCUCCAUCCCGACGGCGGUCACCGCCACCGCAGGCGCUUCCGCCACGGGCACGACCUCCAAUGGGCUUGACCUCAGCAACAUCCUUGGCGGACUCAACCUCGGCAAUAGUGCCAACUUCGGUCUUGGCGCCAGCGCUGGCGCGAACGGCGGUCUUGGUGGCCUUGACCUCAGCUCGCUCAACCUCUAA